UUUAUUAACUGGGUCUCCCACACGCUGCUGGGCCGCCCCUCAAGGGGCUCCACGCACUCCGCCUUUGCCAUCUCCCGCAUGGCCUCCCAAUCCGCCCCGGGCCUCGUACCCUCUGACUCCCGAGCCAGCGCCGUAGGCUCGGCAGCGGGGGCCAGGCCCGCGUUUGCCCGGUCCGACACUUUUUUUCUGCGGGAGAUGAGGGCGUCUGAACUGCUGGGGAGGGCCGUGGUGGCACCUGAUAAUGGCUACCUACUGCUGUGGCAGCAGCUCAUCCUGGCGCUCUCCUUCUACUCCGCCUUCAUCACGCCUCUCGAGUUCUCCUUCCUGCCCGUCCUGCCGCCCGGCCUUGCCAUAGCGGACGGCGUCGUGAGCAUCUUUUUCCUCGGCGAUCUGAUUCUCACCUUCUUUGUCGCCUUCAAGGACAGGAAGACCCAGAGCUACGUCUGCGACCACUGGAGCAUUGCCACCAGGUACCUAUGCACGUUUUUCAUUGUGGACCUGCUUGCUCUCUUCCCCUGGGACACCUUCUUCCAGCUGGCAGGAGGGGAGGCGGGCGACAACUUGCUGAGGUGGUUCCUGUGGACCCGUGUCGUGAGGACGCGGCAUAUCAUGAACUACUUUCACAGACUACAGCGCGACAUCCAUGUGAGCUACUUCGCAGUGCGAGUGGUGAAGCUCAUAUUCAUCGAGCUCUACAUCACGCAUGUGGCCGGCUGCUUCUUCUACUUCCUCGCCACCACCUACCCUCCCGACCAGGAGGGCAGCACGUGGAUGGGCAGUUUAACGUUGGGUGACCUGACGUACAGCAACUUCCGGGAAAUGGACCUGUACACGCGCUACUUCACGUCGCUCUACUGGUCUGUCAUCACCAUGGCCACCAUUGGGUACGGAGACGUGCAUCCGGUGAACCCGCGCGAGAUGGUGUUCGCCAUGGCCUACAUCUCCUUCGACCUUGUGCUCUCCGCCUACCUUGUUGGCAACAUCACGGCGAUGGUGGUGAAGGGGUCCAACACGACACGGUACCGUGAGAAGAUGUCCGCUCUCAUCAAGUACAUGAACCGCAACCACCUGCCACAUGCUCUCAGGCAGCAGAUGAGGCAGCACGUGAGGCUGCAGUUUGAGACGGAGCAGGUGGAGGACGAGGUGAUGGAGGAGUUUCCUCUCAGCAUCCGCCACAAGGUGGCGCGCGCCCUCUACCAGCGCGCCGUGGAGGCCUGCUACCUCUUCCACGGGUGCUCGGGGGAGUGCAUCAACCAGAUCGUAGCGCGCGCCACCCCCGAGUACUACUACCCGCUGGAGGUGCUCAUUCAGAAGAACGACGCCGCAGAGCACAUGUUCAUCGUCUGCUCCGGCACCGUCCAGGAAGCUUCCUGCGUGUACGGCGAGGGGACGGACGACGAGCACUGGGCGACCCUCACAGCCGGCAAUAUGUGUGGGGAGGUGGCGCUGCUGUGCAACAUACUGCAGCCCUUCACAGUCACGGCCAAGGAGCUCUGCCAGGUGCUGCGCAUCGACCGCCAGUCCCUCUCUAUAGUCACAUCGCUCUUCAUCGUGGAUGGCCGCCGCAUGGUGGACAACCUGCUGCAGCGGUCGGAGGAGGCGGGCAGCAAGUUUGAAAGUCUGGCGGCGGAGAUAGAGGCGCUGGUGGCGGCACAGGAGGCGGAUCUGACAGUGAGCACCAUCUAUGCCGCGUGGACAGGGGACAUGGCUCAGCUGCAGCAGCUGCUGGCAGCCGGGGCCAAGGCGGAUAGGGCUGACUACGAUGGUCGCACCCCUCUGCACCUGGCAGCGGCGGGGGGGCACAACGACCUGGUGCGCUUGCUGCUGCUGGAGGGCGCGCAGGUGAGCGCGGUGGACAACUUCGGCACCACGCCGCUGCUCGAGGCACUCAGAGCGGGCCACGAUGAGACCGCCGCCAUUCUGGCCAGCAAGGGAGGCACCGUGGGGCUGCAGGAGGCCGGGCCAGUGCUAUGUGCAGCGGUGGCAGCAGCGGACACGGACCUGCUGCAGCGCCUGCUGUCCCAUGGGGUGCAUCCCAGCGCCUCUGACUACGACCAGCGCUCCCCGCUGCACAUCGCUGCCAUCAAGGGCCACCUGCACGUUGCCCGCCUCCUCGUGGACCACCACGCUGACGUGGCGGCCCGUGAUAGGUGGGGAAGCACUCCAUUGGACGAGGCUCGCCGAUGUGGCAGUCUGCCAUUGGUGCGCUUUCUGGAGGAGGUGGGGGCGCGUCAGGCCAGCCGAGCACACUCUGCCGUCCCUCCAACAGCCGUUGCUGGCGCAACAUCUGCUGCUGCUACUGCUGCUGCUGCUGCCACUGCUGCUGCCACCACUGUUGCUGCUCCACCCCUUUCCCCUCCUACCGCUUCCGCCCUAUCCACAUCUGCCGCCCUAUCCACAUCUCCCGCCCUAUCCACAUAUGCCGCCCUAUCCACAUCUGCCGCCCUGUCCACAUCUGCCGCCCUAUCCACAUCUGUCGCCCUAUCCACAUCUGCCGCCCUGUCCACAUCUGCCGCCCUGUCCACAUCUGCCGCCCUGUCCACAUCUGCCGUCCCAUCCGUCCCAUCCGCGGACUCACCUGACCACGGCACUAACCAGACCACGGGGCAGGCAGCAGGCUGUGAUGCACGUGGGAAGGGUAAGGGGGGGGAGCUUGCAUUGGGGCCAGGUGGCAGUGAAGAGGAGGGUGGGAGGGAGCUUCGUAGGGAGGUGGGUGUGGGAGAGGAGGCGGGGAGGGUGGGUGAUGGGGGGAAGGAGCAGGAGACAGUUGCGCAAGGAUGA
This is a messenger RNA of Closterium sp. Naga37s-1, 2781 nucleotides long. The record is from the annotation of a GenBank genome assembly. Lineage: Eukaryota; Viridiplantae; Streptophyta; Zygnematophyceae; Desmidiales; Closteriaceae.